Messenger RNA from Aspergillus oryzae RIB40, 3417 nucleotides. RefSeq lists its product as uncharacterized. Gene Ontology annotation, molecular function: phosphopantetheine binding; catalytic activity. The transcript is spliced from 3 exons. Bases 1 to 3417 code for a protein of 1138 amino acids. NCBI's taxonomy places the organism in Eukaryota, Fungi, Ascomycota, Eurotiomycetes, Eurotiales, Aspergillaceae. The record is from RefSeq and is a predicted model, not a curated record.
AUGAAGGUCUCAAUCGUUCGAGACCAGUCCUCGAGCUCAUCGACUUGGGUGUAUAGACUUGGCGAUCGACAAAGUCUCUCUGCCUGGAAUUUGCCAAUUCCCUCAGUGGCAAAGAGCACAGUACCCGAGCUGAUUCACGAGAUGGCUCUGAAGCAACCUCAAGCGGCUGCGAUUUGUAGCUGGGGAGGCAAUCUCACUUAUGACCAGCUUAACCGCCUCUCGCAUGCUCUUAUGACUCGACUCAAGAAACAUGGCGUCGCGCCGGGCGUUUUCGUUCCUCUCUGUCUAGAGAAGUCAAUGUGGAUGGGACUUGCGAUGAUAGCAGUCAUGAAGGCUGGCGGAGCGUUUGCCUUACUCGAUCCAUCGUAUCCGCUAAGCAGGCUUCGCCAGAUGUGUGAGGCUGUCAAAUCAUCAUUAGUGGUCAGCACGAAUCAGACCCAUAGCCUCGCGUCACAACUCGGCCUUGGGGUUCUAGUGAUCGAUGAGGAAGAUCCUCAUUUGCUUCUUCAGCGGGUGCGGACCUGUGAUGUUACCGGUCCUAUAGCGAGAUGCUCUGCCCAAAACCCCAUGUACGCUACGUUCACCUCUGGCUCUACAGGGGCCCCAAAAGGCGUGGUGGUAGAGCAAGGAGGGUACACGACGAGUGCUACAGCCCAUGCGGAACAAUACAAUUUUACAUCCCAUUCCCGUGUUCUGCAAUUCGCCUCUCCGGGAUUCGAUUCAUGUAUCAUUGAGCAUAUUAGUACGCUUAUUAAGGGUGGAUGCGUCUGCGUUCCAGAUGUUGAUGAGUGCCGCAGCCGCCUCGCGCAGACUAUCAAUAAGUAUUCUGUGAACAACGUUUGCCUCACACCGUCUGUAGCACGGAUCCUCUCACCGGCAGACCUUCCUAUACUUCAGGACCUUGCUUUUGUCGGGGAGGCUGUCCUCAAUGGCGACAUUGCACGGUGGAAGCCAUUUGUUCAUGUGCGAAACGCAUAUGGUCCAGCAGAAUGCUCGGCUGUGUUUAGUGUUCAGCCAACCCUGACCGAGCAUGAUCCGAAAAAUAUUGGCUUGCCUACGGGCGGCGUCGGUUGGGUCGUGCACCCUGAGGACCCUCAGAUCUUGAUGCCAGUGGGUAGUACAGGCGAGCUGUUAAUCGAAGGCCCAAUUGUUGGACCCGGAUAUCUUUCCAACCCUGUGCUGACAGCCCAGAGCUUUAUUCAUCCCCCGAAGUGGAGGGGGCAGUUUGGUGAAGUCCAUGGCCGCAUGUAUAAGACCGGUGACUUGGUACAAAACACAAAUACUGGAAGCUUUCGCUGUUUAGGGCGCAAAGACACCCAAGUUAAGCUCCACGGGCAGCGCAUUGAGUUAGGUGAAAUAGAGCACCUUUUGCAAUCCAUUGCUUUUACCGAUGCUCCACAGGUUGUUGUAGACAUAGUACAGCACGAUAAUGUCCACCCUCCAGUAAACACACUUACUGCAUUUAUCUGUUGGCCAGCCACGUCAGAUGGUACUUAUGAUCAAGAGCCGGAUGGUGGUGCUUUCCUGGCUCCUAACGACAUCUUCCGCCACUCAUGUACAGUUGCCGAGUCCCGAUUAUCGAGUUUGCUGCCAUCCUUCAUGAUCCCCAACCUCUUUCUUCCCGUUCGCCGCAUGCCAUUAACACCCAGUGGAAAGUUGGACCGUCGUCAGCUACGAACACACGCUGGUACACUCUCUGCUGAAACCGUGAAAUCUUACCGAGUGGCGCCGUGCUCGCCACAGCCUCCUUCCACCCCCGAGGAAGUCCUCCUGCAAAGCAUAUGGGCGCAGGUCCUGAACAAGAACGCCAACGAGGUUGGUAUAACUGAGAGCUUCUUCAACCUUGGUGGAGAUUCCGUCAGCGCCAUGCAAGUUGGGGCCAACUGCCAAGCUGCUGGCUAUCGAGUCAGUGUGGCCGACAUAUUUCAAUUUCCCACCAUAGCUCAAUUGGCACACAAUAUGAAACCGGUCAGUAGCUAUCAUCCUUGUGUCACCAAAGAAUAUCCAGAAGAUACCUGGUUUCGGCUCUCCCCCAUCCAGCAAUUGUUCUUUGAGUUAUGCCCAAAUGGGCAUAAUCGGUUUACCCAACAAUUCCUACUCCGCCUUUCGAGGCGUCAGGACAACGCUCGUAUCUGGAAGGCAAUGGAGGCAAUUGUACGUCGACAUUCUAUGUUGCGGGCUCAGUUCCACCGCCCACCUACUGGACCUUGGGUGCAAAGGAUACGUAAAUAUGGUCCAGACUGUUUUGUCAUUCGAGAACAUACCUUACAGCGCCUUGACACUAGAAUCCAUGAGAUAUUAGUGGACAGUCAAGGCUUGCUAGACAUCAGGACUGGAAUAUUACUUGUUGUUGAUAUCAUAACAACUGCAACAGGCGACCAGUACAUAUCGCUGAUGGCACAUCAUCUUGUGAUAGACCUUGUGUCUUGGCGCGUCCUCCUACAAGAUCUGGAAGACUUCUUAGCCACAGGUACCUUAGCAGGUCUGGCCCCUCUGUCCUUUCAGCAAUGGUGCCAUCUACAGGAAGAGUAUGUUGCCGAAUUUCUUGAGCCGCGAAAAGCAUUGCCGGGUGAGGUCCCUCCAGCACCACUGUCUUAUUGGGGUGGACAGACGUUGGUAGACAGGAAUAUUUGGGCAGAGGCAAAGCAGUAUUCCGUCGCUGUCUCAGAACAGGUGACACAGGCAAUUUUGGGUCAUGCUAACAAUGCCUUUCGCACUCGCCCAGUCGAGUUGAUUCACGCUGCCCUGUUGUACUCAUUUCUCCAAGUAUUCCAUGAUCGACAACCUCCCACUAUAUUUACAGAAGGCCAUGGUCGUGAGCCGUGGGAUUUACACAUCGACCUAUCCCGCACAGUCGGUUGGUUCACGACUUUGGCUCCUGUAUGGGCCCCGGUGAGCAAGGAGGAAGACAUGUCCACAUUUGUGCUGCGAGCCAAAGAGGCACGUCGUGCAAUUCCAGCGAAUGGAUGGACAUAUUUUUCCUCGCGCUUUCUGCACCCCCAAGGCCGCCACUACCAUCAGGGACAGUCGCCAAUGGAGAUCCUGUUUAAUUACACAGGAUUGUUCCAGCAACUGGAGCGUCGAGAUGCACUUCUGGAGCUUGCUGCAAUCCCUGACCAUGGGAUCAUUGAGAUGCCAGAGGAUAUGCCUCGUUUUGCCCUCAUCGAUGUCUCUGCAGUGGUAAUGAAUGGCCAACUCAACAUUUCAUUCAUGUAUAAUCGACACAUGCGUCACCAAGCCAGGCUUGAGAAAUGGUUCCACGAAUGUGAGAGGGCAUUCGAGGACCUACCAAAAGCGCUCCGAGGGCAUCGACAACUUGCUCCUUCCGACUUUCCACUCUUGUCGCUAGGCAACCAUGGCGAAUUCGAGAAAUUGAUUACCAACUCAUUCUCACUUGUACAAGGCUCGCACCCCUAG